Messenger RNA from Phycomyces blakesleeanus NRRL 1555(-), 1959 nucleotides. RefSeq lists its product as hypothetical. Lineage: Eukaryota; Fungi; Mucoromycota; Mucoromycetes; Mucorales; Phycomycetaceae. The transcript has 5 exons. The record is from RefSeq and is a predicted model, not a curated record. The coding region runs from base 1 to 1959 and encodes 652 amino acids.
AUGACAAUAAACAAGUCACAAGGUCAAACUCUUGAGAGUGUUGGAUUAUAUCUCCCUGCCCCAGUAUUCUCCCAUGGCCAGCUGUAUGUUGCUCUAUCCCGGGUCAGAAAACCUUCUACAAUCAAGAUAAUGCUUGAUACACCAGCAAAUUCCAACGAAACAGCAAAUACUGUAUUUACAGACAAUGUUGUAUUUAAGGAAGUCUUUGACAUUUACCAGCCUCUUCCUGUUCCCAGCAACGAUGAUAAAAAGAAUCUCGCGUUCAUGCAGUUGAUCCAAGAGUUCGGAAUUUCUCGUCGAGCCCACGAAAAGAUUGUAGAACACUUCAACCAGAUCCUUGAUUUUUCUAUCAAUAUUACAUACCGAGCAUGCAGCCCACACCUUGGAAACAAGCUUCUUGAGCGCUUCUCGGGUAUCAAAGCAGACGGAUACAACAUUUGCAUCAGAGGUUGUAUGCAGUUCAACAAUGAGAAUGAUAUCGCAUGCGUAAAAUGCAGUGAAGCAAGAUACAAAAAUGGUCAAACUAGCAAAAGUGACACCAGGGUUCCUGUGAGAUCGAUUGUACAGCUUCCUUUGUACUUCCGCAUGUUGCCUGGAACCCAGACGCGCUCACUGGAGAGUUUCAGAAACUACAAUCUGGCAAGCAGUGAAGACAGAAAGGGGCUCAAUGACGAGAUGCAUGGUCUGUGCCACGGAAUCGGUAAACAGGUAUGGGGACUUGUACGCGGAAAGUAUGGAAUCAAGCAUCCUCUAUGUCUUUCUCUUGCCACUCAAAGGGAGAUUGGUGCUGCAAUGGUAGCCGCAAAAUCCACAAUCCCUACAUCGUUGCAUGGUGCCUGGAGAGACGUGACAAAGAAUGCCGGUUUCUUUAGAGCUGUGGAUUGGGCAGACUUUUUACUCUUUGUUGUCCCCACGUUGGUUGCAGAGCGUGUCCAGGACUUGGUUGCCCGAAAUACAUUACUUGGCCUGGUUCAAACAUGCAAUUUACUCAUGAGCUGGGAGUUAUCAGCAGAGGAUCAAACCUCGAUAAGAAGUAAUCUUGUAGAAUGGAACUUAUUCCUAGAGAGUCUUCUUUCUACAGCAGAUAUUGACAUUGGCGUGUUCACAAUUAACCAGCACAUUAUUCAGCAUUAUCCUCAGAUGAUUGAUCUAUAUGGCCCACCAAGAGCAUAUAGCACACGAUCCGUGGAAAGAGACAUUGGUGAGUACUCCAGGUCCAUCAAGAGUAACUCCCAAGUCAGUGUCAAUGCUGGAAAUAUCAUGAUCAGACUGGCGCAAUCCCGGUGUGUAGCGGAACUGACAACCGUUGCAAACACAAAAACUCCACCAGCUAACCUUCUAGUUUACAGUGCAUAUACCAAUGGGUGGCCUGUUACAGAAGGAGGUGAUCCUGCCAAUGCUGAGUGUGAGAUUGAGUUCUGGGGGCCUUUGAAGAAUUUAACAAUUUUCGAUAGCUUUGAAGAUAGAUCUCAUCUUUCAUUGCUUCUUAAAACGUUUUAUGAUUUGAAGGGGGAAGAAUGUAGUAUGCUUGAGCCUUCCAUAAAUACAAGCCGCAAGGCCUAUCUUAAUGGUUGUGUUAUUGAUGCUGCAUUCAACCAAAGUUCUACAAGAGAGGCAUGUCAUGUUCAUGUGCAGCUACAAGUAGACAUGAACUCCAGAAGAUCCCGCUCUUACCGUUCAGGAUAUAAGCAUUUCUUCGGAAAGGUGGUUAUAUUCUUCCAACAUGUACACAACUCGAAGAGAUGGUCACUAGCUCUCAUAACCAUAUAUAGUGUGCAUUUGAAAAAUGGAUUGCCUAUUACAUCUGUAGUAAAGCCAAAGACUAUAGUGAUUCAUGCCAGUGACAUUGUAGAGUUGGUUGGCUUGGUGCCAUCAAAUGUCAAUGGUAGCCAUUACAUCAUUUGGCCUAGCCUUAAAUGUGGCCCAAAAUUGACACUUGGUGCCUUAAGUGAUAUAUAA